Molecule: messenger RNA, 6869 nt
Organism: Callorhinchus milii (elephant shark)
Lineage: Eukaryota; Metazoa; Chordata; Chondrichthyes; Chimaeriformes; Callorhinchidae
Gene: afdna
Product: afadin, adherens junction formation factor a
Biological process (GO): regulation of protein localization; signal transduction
Cellular component (GO): adherens junction
Molecular function (GO): cell adhesion molecule binding
Source: RefSeq, a predicted model, not a curated record
GGGAGGGAAGAGGGGGGGGGGUGUUGGUGGGGUAUCGUACGCGCCCACCCGCAGGUUUAUUGUGUGAAGCCGCCGUGUGUCUCCCGAGGCGGGAUGUCGAGCCGCGAAGAGGAGCGGAGGAAACUGGCGGAGAUCAUUAACCACUGGAAUGCCAACCGCCUGGACCUGUUUGAAAUCAGCCAACCCACGGAGGAUCUGGAGUUCCAUGGUGUAAUGAGAUUUUAUUUUCAAGAUAAAGUAGCAGGCAAUUUCGCAACAAAAUGCAUCAGAGUAUCCAGUACUGCUACAACACAAGAUGUCAUAGAAACACUUGCAGAGAAGUUCAGACCAGAUAUGCGAAUGUUGUCCUCUCCAAGAUAUUCACUUUAUGAAGUCCACGUUAGUGGUGAGGAACGAAAACUUGAUCCAGAUGAAAAGCCUUUGGUUGUGCAAUUGAACUGGAACAAGGAUGAUAGGGAGGGAAGAUUUGUUCUGAAAAAUGAAAAUGCCUUCCACCCACCAAAGAAGUCUCAGAGCAACGGUCCAGAGAAAGAGGGAGUAAUCCAGAAUUUUAAAAGGACACUCUCAAAGAAGGAAAAGAAAGAAAAGAAGAGGAGAGAAAAGGAAGCAUUAAUGCAAAUACAAGAUGGUGAUGAGAGGUCUAUUUCCAGGGAUGACGGUGAAUACUCAAGUUCACAUCUGGCAGCAGAGGUAUACAAAGAUAUGCCAGAGACUAGCUUCACCCGAACAAUAUCUAACCCUGAGGUGGUUAUGAAACGCAGGCGGCAACAAAAGCUAGAGAAGAGAAUGCAGGAAUUCCGUAGUGGUGAUGGACGACCAGAUUCAGGUGGAACUCUUAGGAUCUACGCAGAUAGUUUAAAGCCAAAUAUACCAUACAAGACAAUCUUGCUGUCAACAACCGACACAUCAGAUUUUGCUGUUAUAGAAGCUCUUGAGAAAUAUGGACUGGAAAAGGAAACCCCAAAGGAAUACUGUAUUGCACAGGUAGUUUUACCACCUGGUUCACACCAUUCUGAUGACAAAGGAGUUAAAGAGAUUAUUCUUGACGAUGAGGAAUGCCCACUUCAGAUUACUCAAGAUUGGCCAAGUGACAAAGGUACUUUAGUUUUCCAGUUAAGGAAACGACCACCUGAUUAUGUGAAGGCAAAAAAACAAAAGGAGAUGGAUGGGAAGCUAUUAAAAGGGAGAGAGGGGAAUGAUAAUUCAUCAUAUGGCACUUCAAUGCCUCCUGAAAAACUGCCUUACCUUGUAGAACUGAGCCCCGGGAGAAGGAAUCACGUUGCCUACUACAACUAUUAUCCAUGUGAAGAUGGUUCAGACUCCAGGGAUAAACCAAAACUCUACCGAUUACAACUGAAUGUAACUGAUGUUGGUACUGAAAAGGCAGAUGAGCAUUCUAUACAGCUUUUUGGCCCAGGUAUCCAACCACACCACUGUGACCUUACUAACAUGGAUGGUGUAGUUACGGUUACUCCCCGCAGCUUUGAUGCUGAAACAUAUGUUGAUGGUCAGCACAUUGCAGAGACAACCAUGUUACAAAGUGGUAUGAAGAUUCAGUUUGGGUCAUCACAUGUAUUCAAGUUUGUGGAUCCCAAUCACGAUCUUAUGAUCAAAAAAUCCAUGGACACAGGACCGAUGGUCAAAGAACACAGAAUUAAAUCUGGACAGGGUUCCCGUAGUGUCCAGGAAACUACGUUCGAUCUUGAUGGAGACAUUCACAGCGUUACAGGUUUACCUAUAAGCAAGAGUUCAGAUAGGUUGGAUAGUGAGCACACUACAUCAAGUUCCAGUUCAAGUGAACGUAACGUGGUGAAACCAAGCGUCAGAGUGGAGAAACCGGACUACUACAAACAGGAAAUCAGACCACAAGAUGCACAAGGUCAUGAGCUGACUCUGCCAGCAACUAUAGAGUUCCGCGAAAGUUCUGAAGAUGCCUUUCUUUCUGCUGUUGUUAACUAUACUAAUAGUUCAACUGUUCAUUUCAAGCUAUCUCCCACAUAUGUGCUCUAUAUGACAUGUCGGUAUGUCCUGUCCAACCAAUACCGGCCUGACAUGAGUCCUUCUGAACGCAUGCAUAAAGUUAUUGCAAUAGUUAACAAGAUGGUUAGCAUGAUGGAAGGAGUUAUUCAGGAUGUAGCACAGUAUGAACAGAAGCAGAAGAAUAUUGCAGGUGCACUUGCCUUCUGGAUGGCAAACGCAUCAGAACUUCUCAACUUCGUCAAACAAGACCGAGAUCUUAGUCGGAUCAGUCUGGAUGCACAAGAUGUCUUGGCCCAUUUAGUGCAAAUGGCUUUCAAAUUUUUAGUUCACUGUCUACAGUCAGAUCUCAACAACUAUAUGCCAGCAUUCCUUGAAGAUCCUGAGGAGGCAAACCCACAAAGACACAAAAUAGAUGAUGUCUUGCACACGCUGACGGGAGCAAUGUCUUUGCUGCGUCGAUGUCGUGUAAAUGCCGCUCUCACUAUCCAACUAUUCUCUCAGCUCUUUCAUUUCAUCAAUAUGUGGUUAUUCAACAAACUGGUCACUGAGACAGACUCAGGCCUGUGUUCUCAUUAUUGGGGUGCGAUCAUCCGACAACACCUUGGGCACAUUGAAACCUGGGCUGAGAAACAGGGCUUGGAACUAGCUGCAGACUGUCAUCUUAGCAGAAUUGUGCAGGCAACGACAUUACUAACCAUGGAUAAGUACUUAGCAGAAGAUAUUACAAGCAUCAGCAACACUUGCUUUAAGCUGAACUCACUACAACUGCAAGCACUGCUGCAAAGUUACCAUUGUGCACAGGAUGAACCUUACAUCCCUCAGGAGUUGAUUGAAAAUGUUGUAGCUUUGGCAGAGAGCACAGCUGAUGAGCUGGCUCGUAGUGAUGGUAGAGAUGUGCGAUUGGAAGAGGAUCCUGAUUUACAACUACCUUUCCUAUUGCCUGAAGAUGGAUAUUCUUGUGAUGUUGUCAGAAACAUUCCAAAUGGCCUACAGGAAUUUUUGGAUCCACUUAACCAGAGAGGCUUCUGUAGGCUAACGCCUCAUCCACGAUCACCAGGAACCUGGACAAUUUACUUUGAAAGUGCUGAUUAUGAUGUCCAUUUUCCACCUGAAAACACUGAGCUGACUGAUCUUAAUCGUAAAGAACCAGAAGUAAUUACAGUGACACUAAAGAAGCAGAAUGGGAUGGGCCUGAGUAUUGUAGCUGCUAAGGGUGCUGGGCAAGAUAAAUUAGGAAUCUAUGUAAAAUCGGUUGUGAAAGGCGGAGCUGCAGACAUAGAUGGGCGUUUGGCAGCAGGAGAUCAAUUGCUCAGUGUAGAUGGACGAAGCCUUGUGGGCCUCUCACAAGAAAGGGCUGCAGAACUUAUGACUAGAACAGGUUCAGUCGUCACCUUGGAAGUAGCAAGACAAGGAGCUAUUUACCACGUGGCCACACUGCUCAAUCAACCUUCUCCAAUGAUGCAAAGAGCCUCUGAUCGUCGUGGCGCAGGCAAGCCUCGUCCAAAGAGUGAAGGUUUUGAACUGUAUAACAAUGCUCCCCAGAAUGGCACACCUGAAAACACUCAAAUGGGUUGGAAUGAAUACACAGAACCAAAGAAAGUAUCUGGGGACGAGAGACUGAUGAAAAACCGAGCAGACCAUCGAUCGAGUCCCAAUGUAGCAAACCAACCUCCAAGCCCUGGGGCACAACCUGUAUAUUCCAGUGCACCUACCUCCAAAAUUCAGUCUGUCUCCACUGGAAACCUUUGCACUGAGGAGCAGCAACUACCCUCGAGACCUGAAGCUUAUCCAAUUCCUACACAAACAUACACUAGAGAAUACUUCACCUUCCCAUCGUCCAAAUCCCAGGACAGAGUGAGUCCUGGUCCAGGGCAGUGGCCAAGCUAUGAUGAAAGGACAUUGAUGCAAGAUCAACACUACAGUGGUACUGAUGUGCAGCGUGGAAGUCGCUCACAAGAGGAACUACACGAGAAACAUUUCUUCCCAGAAAAGGUGAGGCCAGAAGAUCUCCGCAGAGAUAUUGAAUUUCCAAAAGACUUGGAUCGUAAAUCUGACACUUGGGCUAAUCAAGGUUCCUCGAUGGAUUCUAGCACAUCAAGUCAAGAGCAGUUGAACUAUUCCAAACCAUUUCCAUCCAAUGCUAAUGCUCCUCAUAAGAGUGGUCCUGGACGCUGGAAAACUCCAAUUCCUAAUCAAGCUACUCCAGUUGCUGUCUCCCAGCCAAUUAGAGUAGACAGUCAGCUACCACCUCCUCCUCCACCACCACCAGUGCAUUAUGCAGUUGAUUUUGAUGAUACCCAGACUGACCUGCCGCUGCCUCCUCCACCCCCUCCCCCUCCAGUCUCCCAAGUUUCAAUUCACGGUUCGGCUGUUGAUCGUAGGAAGAGAGAUGAACAGCAGCGCUGGUAUGAGAAAGAAAAGGCACGGUUGGAGGAAGAACGGGAAAGGAAACGCCGUGAACAGGAUAGGAAAAUUGGCCAGAUACGUGGCCAACCACCAAUUCAUAUCAGUACAGCCCAACCUGUUCAUGCUGCUCCGGCAAACCAACAUAUAAGACAAGAAAAAACUCUUCCACGAUCUCACGAAACAGUCAUCCGUGAGUUACAACCACAAAAGCAGCCUCGUACAAUUGAACGCAAGGACUUGCAGUACAUUACAAUUAGUAAAGAACAGUUGUCUGGGGGUGACAGCCUUUCACCUGAUCCUUGGAAGCGGGAUGCAAAGGAAAAAAUGGAGAAACAAAAACAGCAACACGUCUUGGAAAUGCUGAGCAAAGAGAUACAGGAACUACAAAACAAAGCUGACCGUACAUCUGAGGAGAACGACCGUCUUCGUAAACUCAUGCUAGAGUGGCAGUUUCAGAAACGCCUCCAGGAGUCCAAAGAGAAAGACGAUGAUGACGAUGAUGAUGAGGAAGAAGAUGACGAUGUGGACACAACACUUAUUAUGCAGAGACUAGAACUGCAAAGACGUGCAAGGUUACAAGAUGAGGAACGCAGGCGUCAUGAGCAGCUUGAAGAUAUUCGGAAGCGAGAAGCAGAGGAGAGAGCAAGGCAAGAUGAUGAGCGUCAUCGUCAAGAAGAGGAUCGAAACAGAAGAGAAACUGCUGAGAAGAGAAGACAGGAAGAGGAGUAUUACACACGAUUGGAGGCUGAGAGGCGUAGACAGCAGGAAGAAGCUGAGAGGAAGUUUCUACAACCUGAUGAACCUGGUCUGUACAGGCCUCCCCUUCCACGGGACUAUGCUUCUGAAACCCAGCAGUAUGAGUUCCCUCUCCCACCCUCUUCAUCUAACGCUCCCCCCCCUCCUCAAAGAAACAUCUCCUCUUUCAUCAAAACACAGAUCGUCUCCCCUGAUGCAGUUUACACUGCCAAGUUUGUCCCAUACAAUGAGGAUGAGGAAGAUGCAAAUCUUUCAGGGCUCAAUACGUACGGAGGAUCUAACACAAAUGUCGUUGGAGCAAAUGAAGUUUACAAAGGCCCAAGAGAGAAACGUCUCGAGCAGAAUAAAGGCAGUCAAGACCCAGAUGCACCAGUGAAAGGAUCUCCAGAAAACUUAACUUUUAAAGAGCGCCAACGUCUGUUCUCACAUGGUCAAGAUAUUUCCAACAAGGUGAAGGCAUCAAGAAGGCUGAUGGAGAUAGAAAAUGAGCUGAACACAAAGUGAAAUUGGAGCCUUAGUAAGUUUUCAAUGCAAAGUCAGUACAAAUUAUGUCAAUGCUACCUUGUAUAGAGUGUUGAAAUCUUUGAUUAUUGAAACUGUAAAAUAGGAUAUGGGAUUUGAAAAUACCAAUGUGGUGGUUAGUUACAUACCAACAACAUAAUUUAGCUAUACAAAUUGAACAUAGUAAAAUGUUUUUUUUAAAAAAAUGCAUAAAGGUAAUGGUCACUCUUAAAAUUUUUAGGGUUCUGUUUUUCUGGAUUACACUAACUGAAUACACUACACCAAGAGAAAAUUUAUGAUGAAGCAAAACUAUAGUAUACACAACUGUUAACUUGUUAUGACUUGGAAGCUUUUACAUGUGUUAAAGGAUUCUUUGGUUGUCCAGCAGCUGGUACCUCAGUUGUUUCAGCUAUGCAUUAGGUGGCUAUUAAGUUGGAAGUAUGCACUUUAUUCCACUUAAUAAAACAGAGAGGGAAAAAAGCUUCUAUGUGCAGUUUUAAUAGAAAUUGUUUCCAACCAAAAUUUCCUCUUAGCUAGAUGUUUUAAACUGGACUUUAAAGUUAUUGACAAUUUUCUGUAAAAUAUUGUGGUCUUUAAUUGUAUUUAGGGUAAUUGCACACUUCUAAAGGUAGAGUAGAUUUCCACUGCCUUAGGAAUGGAAUCACUUUAAUUUGAAAUGUACAAUAAAUCAAAUGUCUAAUGAAGAUUGGAGUGUAAAUAUUUUUUUUACUUGUUGAACCAUUUCUUAUUUGGAACAGAAGCAAUGUGCUAUACAAUUUCAACUGUGCAACAUGAAGCAGUAUAGAAAGUAAAUGGUGUAAACCUCUUUUUCCCCCUCCCUCCUCCACGCCACCCCACCAUGAAGGAAAAAAAAUGGAGCUUGCAAUAUGUGAAGAUUAGCAAACGGUUGGGCGAUUGCCAGACUCCUGAAUACUAGCAGCAGUGCACAGACAGCUGGAACAAGUUAAUAUUUUAUAAACACAUUGCUGUUGUCUUCAUGCCACUGGAUAUUCAGAGCUAAACUGGGAGGAAAACUGUUAUUUUUCAUAAAUGUUUUUCAUGGGCUCUGUUGGGUUUACAGAGUUCUUUGUGUGGUUAUCACUAGAGCGCUGUAAUUUAAAUUGUGUGUUUAUUACUGAGAACAUCUGAACUGCUGUAGUAUCUUAUUUCUACUGUAUUUCACUUGCAACCUAUUUUUAAUAAACUACUUUGUAUGUAUUCAAAAA